AUGUUGGUUUCGACUGAAAAAAUUAUUCCGGCUGUUGAUUUAUCUGAACAAAUAUCAUUAGCUGGUUUAGAAGCAUCAGGUACAGGUAAUAUGAAAAUGAUGCUUAAUGGAGCAUUAACAAUUGGUACAUACGAUGGUGCAAAUGUCGAAAUGGAUGAAGAAGUUGGACGUGAUAAUAUAUUUAUAUUCGGCAUGACAGUUGAAGAAGUUCAUGCAUUACGUGAAAAAGGGUACAAUUCGAAGGAAUAUUAUGAACGUGAACCGGAGUUAAAACGAGCAUUAGAUCAAAUAAGAGAUGGAUUUUUUUCACCUGAAGAUCCAAAUCUAUUUGCUGAUAUUAUUAAAAGUUUACUUGAAUCAAAUGAUCGGCAAGUUAAAAGACUUCUUUCAAAUAAAAUAUUUCUUAUUCUAUUUUAUAGUUAUAUGUUGCUCGCAGAUUAUGCAGAAUAUUUGAAAGCGCAAGAACGUGUUGAACAACUUUACAAAAAUCAAACUGAGUGGACAAAAAAGUGUCUUUUGAAUAUAGCAGCAGCAGGAAAAUUUUCAUCGGACCGGGCAAUUCGAGAGUAUGCCAAAGAUAUUUGGAAUGUUAAACCAUCAAUACAAAAAUUACCAGAACCCCAUCAUAGUCGACCAGGCAUUAAACAUGAAAUAGAAAAAAUUGAAAUGGCCCAAUUCGGUGCCCAACGCGAAGAUUAUUGA
Rotaria sp. Silwood2 is the source of this 702-nucleotide messenger RNA. NCBI's taxonomy places the organism in Eukaryota, Metazoa, Rotifera, Eurotatoria, Philodinida, Philodinidae. The record is from the annotation of a GenBank genome assembly.